Molecule: messenger RNA, 1098 nt
Organism: Fimicolochytrium jonesii
Lineage: Eukaryota; Fungi; Chytridiomycota; Chytridiomycetes; Spizellomycetales; Powellomycetaceae
Exons: 2
Coding region: 1-1098 (365 amino acids)
Source: RefSeq, a predicted model, not a curated record
AUGGAAGCCAUAGCGGCUUCGGGGCCCCCAGCGACAGGCGAAAGCACUCUGGGAGGUUACCCUGCUGCCACACACCUGCAUGCAAAUGACACCCAGUACCCAUCGUAUGGACGGAGCGGCCACCAGGAUGCCUACCGACAUGGCGAAGAACAACACGAAGAGUACGCCACCAGUGACAGGUCUACGCCACCGAGGGCACACUUCAAAGCCGGUCAGGCCCCAACAGAAGCGUAUAAACUCCUCGACGACGAGCACAGCCGACGAGGCAGUUUCUCUCCACCGUACGAUCGCCGAAAGCGGCGGGGUUGCUGUGGGAGGGUGUUUUGCAGCCCCAUUUGUUGGGUGGUGACGUUCGUGCUGUUGGCGGGCUUGGGAGUCACUUUGUUCUUUGUGUUCCCACGUAUACCCGACGUGGCCAUUUCGGACCCCUUCGUUCCGGCGGGAGGAGCUGCUGCAGAGGCGUUUACGAAGCAAGCGGACAAGUCGGCUGGAACCUGGACGCCUGGAUUGACCAACUCUGGCAAUCCCGCAGCUGCAACGCCAGCGAACCCGUUCGUGCUCGCUUUGGGACUGGGUGUCAACGUCACCGUCAAUUCCGCAAACUACAUCCCGUACAAAGUCAACAGCAUCAACGUGGUCGGUGCCUUGAGGGACGUCAACGGUCGCGAGAUCGUGAUGAGCAACCAGAAGAAUUCACUCAAAGUUUCCGCAGUCGUCAACGAUGUGACGAUCGAACCGAAAACUCAAACCCUGAUUCGCAUACCGGUCUCGGUAAACUACACCGUGGUCGGGCCGCUGACGGCGCAGACCCUCCUCCAAGACCCGGUCCUGGCGGUCUUGGCAAACGCAUGCGGAAUACCUGGACUGCAAGACAAGCAGGCCGGGGCCAAGUUCCGUCUCAAAGUCACAACCACUCUCGAUCUGAAGCUCGUUUCAUGGACGGGUUACAAGCCGCAGAUCGACAAGGAUGUGGCCUUUGAUUGUCCCAGCACAAUCUCAACUGCGUUGGCGGCGAUCUUCAGCGGCAUGGGCGGUGGGUUGGCUGCCGCGCUACUCGGGCCUGGGUUUGGUGCUGCGUUUGCACCGACGUCGGACUGA